Molecule: messenger RNA, 585 nt
Organism: Phlebotomus argentipes
Lineage: Eukaryota; Metazoa; Arthropoda; Insecta; Diptera; Psychodidae
Gene: Rpb11
Product: DNA-directed RNA polymerase II subunit RPB11
Exons: 4
Coding region: 156-509 (117 amino acids)
Biological process (GO): transcription by RNA polymerase II
Cellular component (GO): RNA polymerase II, core complex
Molecular function (GO): protein dimerization activity; DNA binding
Source: RefSeq, a predicted model, not a curated record
UGGUUCCAUUUUUUCCACCAGUUAAACGCCCCUUGUAGUAUAACAGUUUGUCGGCGGCAGUCAAUAUUGUUUUCUCAUCGUUUGCACGAAAUUAAAGAAAGAAGCAGGAACAAGCUCGCGAAAAAAGCACUAAAAGUGACUGAUAGUGCUCAGAUAUGAAUGCACCACCGACUUUUGAGUCAUUCCUUCUAUACGAAGGGGAGAAAAAGAUCAUCAAGGAGUUAGACACAAAGGUCACCAAUGCGGCGAUAUUCACUGUCAACAAAGAAGAUCACACGCUCGGGAACAUGAUCAGGAACCAACUGCUGAAGGAUCCCAAUGUCCUGUUUGCCGGGUACAAGGUUCCGCAUCCCCUGGAGCAUAAAUUCGUCAUCCGGAUCCAGACAACGGCAGAGUAUUCACCGCACGAAGCAUUCACGAAUGCCAUCACAGACUUGAUGUCUGAGUUGUCGCUCUUUGAGGAAAGAUUCAAGGAUGCUAUCAAGGAUAAAAAAGACGGAGGCGAUUAGAAUGUAUGAAAUUUGACUAUAAAUUUAAUAUCUCACAAACGGAACACAGAAUUCUCAACAAAACAAAUAUUUGAGC